UUAUUCUUUUUUUUCACUCUCGUCAGUGGACAGAGUUAACCGGAGAGGAAAAAGGGGACACGAAACCACCGUGGCUGCAAUGGCGUCGCCCGCUCCCGCUCCCGCGACCGCGAAGCCCAUCGCUCUCCGGCGGCCGCCGGUCCCAGUCCGCGGCGGGUUCUGCCCGGUGCGUCCGUCCAUGGCUGCAGCGGCAGGCCGGCUCAGAGUCUCGGCCUCCGCUUCCGCCUCGGACGUGCCCGACUUCCUCUCCUCCGACUGGCUUGAAACACGCAAGAAGAAGCCUUUGGGCCCCAGGUUGAAUUUUAAUGCAGAAGAAGCAGUGGAGUACCAGCUUGAGGCCUUGAAAUACAAUGACAAACCCCGCCCGGAUUAUGGGGUUGAGGUCAUGUACCGGUUUGCAGGCUUUAAUCCAUUUGAAAGGUCAACUUAUUUUGGACGACAGUUUGAUCUUGGGCAGUUCGAACGUUUCCGGCGGAUAUUUCACCAUUCAACUUACAGGGUGCUGCUUGGCCACAAAGAAAGAGAGAUAUUAAGCAGAUUAUGGGUUGAAGAGAAUCAAUUUAAGCAGAGAGUUUGGAUCCGAGGAGCUCGCCCGGAGGAAGAAGAGAUAUUCCAGUUUACAAUGGUUCAGAGAGUUGGCGGCUCGUGGGACGGCUACUGGCUAACCGAGAGCUUGACAAACGACGACGGGGACGCAUUCUCAGGCGGGGUUGCUUAUUGACAGGCAUGUACAUAUACACUCAACUUUCAGCGUAUAGAUCGAUGCCUAUACGAAUACUAGCAAACUAGAAAAUGUAAGUAUGAGUUGAUGGUCCAGAUAUAGUUGACGUUUGCGACGACUGUCCAUGUAGAUGACACACUAGCAGAAGAAAGGAAUUUGCGGUGGAAUUAGCUGGUGUGUUCCCAUCCUGUAAAGCAUCUCAUCAUGUCAACCAUACACUACCAGAUCUAAGCUAUAUAUAUACUUACAAGACAAUCGCUUUCAAGAUAGAAAAGGGUCAUGCUUGUAGAGUAGUAUUUUGUCUGCUUGGUUCCGUAGGUGGACAAAACACCCGGAUUCUGGAUGUCUUGGAAAGGUUGCUGAGCCGAACACACAGGAAGGAACCAAAGUUCAUCACCAAACCUCACCAGACACCAGCAACUUGCUUGGGGGCCUUUCUGGCUCUUGUAUAUCAUUCCGAGUUCGACCAAUCAGAAGCACGGUUCGUCGCGAGCACCUGACUUGCGAGUUCGUCUUCGAUGCUUCAUCCUUCUCUCUUGGUAACUGGUCAUUUCACCUGUAUCGGUCCAGGUUUUCUGUUGGCGGGUUCCGUUCUGAUCGGCGUGUGUUGCGGUGAGACCUGCUGGUACUAAAAAACAGCAAGGACAUGGACCGCAAGGCUACCAGUCUGACAUGCUACUCACCUGAAGGCGGAGAGGACAGAAGGAUGAAGCUUGCGGACGGUGCAGAUGAUCGUCACCGUCUGCCGACGCCGAUUCCACAUAUGGAGUAGCACAUGAAUGAAACGAAUCUGCGGUAGGUUUGGCUGCUGUGCUCUCAUUCUGCAAAGGUUUCGUCGUGCCAACCAUGCCGUGAAAUGCAUAGAAAACAGUCGUUGUCAAGACAAACAAGUGUAUAGAAGAGAGGAGUUACGGCCGUAAUGAGCUUGCAAAACAAAAGUUCACCCCUAAAGAAAAGCUUGUAAAAGGUUCUCCGGUGUUCAUGUAAAAACAGAAGGUUCUGCAUUGUCAAUCAAUUUUGUAACGUA
Triticum aestivum (bread wheat) is the source of this 1748-nucleotide messenger RNA. RefSeq lists its product as uncharacterized. Bases 80 to 721 code for a protein of 213 amino acids. Lineage: Eukaryota; Viridiplantae; Streptophyta; Magnoliopsida; Poales; Poaceae. The transcript is spliced from 7 exons. The record is from RefSeq and is a predicted model, not a curated record.